AUGAAACUCUUGAUCGCCCUCAUCGCACUCCUCACAGCCUCUGUCAAAGGCGUCAACAUUCUUUUCUUUGCUGGGGAUGGCGUGUGCGAUACCAGCAAUGACGACUUUCUAGUUUGCUCCGACCUACCCCAGCACAGAUGUUGCCAGUCGCCGCAGAAGAGCUUCUGCGGAACUUCUAUCCUCGAACACAUCAGCGGCACCACCGACCACUACGUGAUGGCUGAAGGGUUUUGUGACAAGAACGGCAACUACACUUCCACUCGAGACUAUACCGGCUUGAGCAACUGUAUCAGCAUUCCCACCGACGAUGCUAGUGACCGGUGUUCAUCAUACUGGGAGUCGGUCGCGGAUCAGGAUGGGGUUUCGGGAGGAGGGGACCACAGCAUGGAUUGCCAGGAGCCGGACAGGAUGGCAUACCACGACGGGACGGCGAUGAGGCAGAUUCACUUGCCUGACGGUACGUUUUGGGAUGCGAUGAAGUACUACCAGGAAAAGAACUACGGCGAGUUGGCGGCUUUUCCAGCUUGGAACGGCUCGGACACCAAAAUCGAUGGUUAG
Messenger RNA from Diaporthe citri, 558 nucleotides. RefSeq lists its product as uncharacterized. NCBI's taxonomy places the organism in Eukaryota, Fungi, Ascomycota, Sordariomycetes, Diaporthales, Diaporthaceae. The coding region runs from base 1 to 558 and encodes 185 amino acids. The record is from RefSeq and is a predicted model, not a curated record. The transcript has a single exon.